Messenger RNA from Suillus discolor, 1468 nucleotides. Its product is annotated as aspartic peptidase domain-containing protein. Gene Ontology annotation, molecular function: aspartic-type endopeptidase activity. The record is from RefSeq and is a predicted model, not a curated record. The coding region runs from base 115 to 1329 and encodes 404 amino acids. The transcript has 6 exons. Gene Ontology annotation, biological process: proteolysis. NCBI's taxonomy places the organism in Eukaryota, Fungi, Basidiomycota, Agaricomycetes, Boletales, Suillaceae.
CACUGUGCGAGAGGGAACGUUUCAUACGUGGCCAAGGUGCCCAAUAUUCGCGUUCGAAUUUCGCCAGCACAUAUAUAAUAGACCACUGGGUAUGACAUUACUUUCGAGUCAGCCAUGUUCCCCGCUGCAUCCUUGUUGACAAUCAUCCCCCUGGCUUUGUCAAUCACGGCAUCGCCCAUUGAGGUUGUCAAUUCCCCCAUCACCCUCCCCAUUGCCAGGAGGUUGAAUGUUUCCAAUGGUACCAUUAACUUCUUGCAGCAGGAUAGAGAUCGCAUCACUGCCCUCAAGGACCGCACCUUGAAGCACAGCGGCCAUAACACUCCUUUGACCAAUGUUGGUAAUAUAUACCUCAUAGCAGUUGGAGUUGGUAGCCCCCCCACAACCUACAACUUGAUUGUCGACACCGGUAGCUCGAACACAUGGAUUGGUGCCAACACUCCGUACGCAGUGACCAAAACCAGCGUCAACACCCGUCAGCCUGUGUCGGUCAGCUACGGUUCUGGCUACUUCGAUGGAAAUGAGUACACUGACACCGUCACUCUCGGUAAGGGGCUCACCAUCCCCCAUCAGUCGAUUGGUGUUGCUGUUGAUUCGUCGGGCUUUUCUGCUGUUGACGGUAUCCUUGGCAUCGGGCCUGUAGACUUGACAGCAGGUACCCUAGAAGAUGAACCGUCAACGAAGAUCCCGACUGUCACUGACAACUUGCAUAAGCAAGGCACCAUUCAUUAUGAGUUAGUUAGUAUCUCUUUUGAGCCCACCACUUCGACGAAAGUCACCAAUGGAGAGCUCACCUUUGGUGGAACUGUCGCUGACAAGCACGUCGGCCCCAUCACGUACACUCCUAUCACUAAGACCAACCCCGCAUCGGGCUAUUGGGGUAUCGACCAGAGCAUUUCCUACGGCUCCACGACGAUCUUGUCCUCCACUGCUGGUAUCGUCGAUACUGGAACCACCUUUAUUCCUAUUGCCACCGAUGCCUUUGACAAGUACAAGUCUGCAACCGGCGGAACUCCGGAUGCAGCGACUGGUCUUCUCCAAAUUUCCUCUGCUCAUUACAAAGCCCUCAAGAACCUGAACUUCCAUAUUGGCAGUGAAACCUACACUCUCACCCCUAACGCCCAACUCUGGCCUCGUGCUCUCAACACCGCCCUUGGUGGCAGUAGCAAGGCCUUGUAUCUCGUCGUUACCAACAUUGGUACGCCAAGUGGCGAAGGGUUUGACUUCGUUAAUGGCUACGCAUUCCUCGAGCGCUUCUACUCUGUGUACGAUACCGCCCACUCCCGCGUCGGUUUGGCCAAAACCUCGUAUACUGAUGCUACCACUAACUGAAAUGGAGCUGCCCAAGUACACAAAAAAUUGGGUUUCAGGCGCAAAGUAGCAUACGGAUUUGAUGGUUGUACGGACUCUUCUUAAGUAGGCUAUGGAGGUUCAUUCCUCGGUUGGGUGUGCAAUAGCAUCACAUCUGCUG